Schistosoma rodhaini is the source of this 396-nucleotide messenger RNA. Lineage: Eukaryota; Metazoa; Platyhelminthes; Trematoda; Strigeidida; Schistosomatidae. The record is from the annotation of a GenBank genome assembly.
AUGGUUGCAAAAUCCGUCCCUAAACCGAAGACGCAUAAACCAGCCUCGAAGAAAAAGCAGGUCUUAAAAUUCAGUAUAUGCAUUUCGCCCGGAGUUAUGGAUGAAGACAUAGUUAGCCCGAGUUUACUAGAGAAAUAUUUAAAAGAACACAUAAAAGUGAAUAAAAAGCUUAAUAAUCUAGGGAAAGAUGUUCAUGUUGAACGUGAUAAAUCAACCAUACAUGUUACCGCAAACAUCCCUUUCUCUAAAAGGUAUCUUAAAUACCUGACGAAGAAAUUCCUCAAACGUCACAAAUUGCGGGAUUUCCUUCGCGUCGUAGCGAAAUCAAAGGACUCUUAUGAAUUUCGGUUCUUUAACUUUGAAAAUGAAGAUACGGAUGAUGAAGAGGAGAACUAG